AUGGUAUAUUUGAUGAUGAAAGUUUUAAUUCAACAUUCUGUUAGUGAUGUCCUAAUGAUUGAAAAUGUUAAAAUCUUUAAUUAAGGAAUGAAAAAACUUAAAGAUUGCAUCAAAAAUGUUGCCUAAAAUUUCGAUAAUAUGUGGGAAUGUCUUCAUGAUAAUAUCCCUGAUAUGUCUAAAUUAUUAAUUAUUUGUAAUUAGACUAGUGAAUAAAUCAUUAAAACUGAAAAAAUAUACUAGGUACUUAAAAAAUAUAACCAAAACUCAACUGAUUUGAGAAAUGUUAUGGAAUUAUAUGCCGAUUAAAUUGUGUAUGAUGAAUGUUUAUCAAAAAAAAUACAAAAAGAAAUACAACCAACAUCUGAUAUGGAAGUCGGUGAUUCUUUAAAUCAAGAAAUAGAUUAUUUAUUAAAAAAAUAUAAUAUUUAUGAUGAAAAAUCAUGUGUAAUUAGUAUUUCUACGAAUUAAGAAACAAAAAGUUAAAUAAGUUGGUGUUCAAAAAACUGCUAUAAUAUUUUUGGAAUUAACGAAUAAAAUUUGAAAGGAAAAAGUAUUAAUGAAUUUAUGCCUUCUGUUUUUGCUAAUAGACAUGAUUAAAUUUUAUCUAAUUUUUAUUAAAACGGGAAAGAAGUUACUAUUAACAAUAUUAUGCAUACAUGGGCUUUAGAUCAUAAAGGGUAUUGCUUUUCAUGUAAUAUAUUUGUAAAAAUAAUCCCUACAUUAAAAAAUUAUGAAAUUAUAUCGUUAAUACAUAAAAUCAAUGAAAACGAUUAUAUUAUCACUGAUUAUGAUGGAGAAAUUUCUGCUGUAGGUAAGAAAAUUUCUGAUUACCUUUAAUUAAAUGUAAAAUAGUUAAAAGAAAAUCGAUUAAAUAUUUAAUUAUUAGCUCCAAAACUAUCAGACAUAUAUAAAGAUUAUUUUAUUGAUUUUGAUAUAUAAAAUGACAAUAAAGGAUUAGUAUUUGAAAAAGAUAAACCUUAAUUAAAAUAAUUAAAAGUAUUAGGAGCAGACAAUAAAUAAAUAAAUUAAAAAGAAUUAAAAUUUUAUUUUUUUAUACCGAUGAAUAUAGAAAAUCAAAUAAAAUAUCAUUUAGAAGCUAAAAGAAGACUAUUUGUCAAACAUUUUGGAGAUGAGAAUAGUUUAUUUAAAAAGGUUUAAGAAAAAAAUUCUGAUUUUAAAAAUUAAGUUUAUUUUAAAAGUGACUAUGGAGAAUAUUUAUAAAGCGGAAUUAAAAGAUUGAAUAAAAAAAAACUUUAAAAGAUCGUAAAAAUAAAAGCUUCUCUAUAAGUAUUUACUUAUUUUUAAGGGAAUUCCAAUUUUAAAAUAAAGGCGUUAAAAAUUUUUUAAAUGGAGGUUAAAAAUUUCAUAUUUAUUUUAUUUUUAAAAAAAUAAAAUAUAAAUAAGGCAAAAACACCAUAAUAUGCAACCAAAGAAAGAAUAAAAAAAUAAUAAUAAUAUUUAAAAUUAUUCAUGUAAGAUAUAAAAUAAUUUCAUGUGGAUAUAAAAGCGAAGAAAUCUUAAUUAAAAAAAGAAUAAGAAGAUGAAUAAGAGUAAUUAAAAGAAGAUCAAUUAAAUAAUAAAGAUAAAGAAGAUGAAGAAAAAUAAGGUUCAUAAUCUUAAACCAAGCUAAAUGAAUACUACUUUAAAAAAAAGAAUAAAAUUAAAGUCUAUAAUAGUUAAAAGAUCAAAUCAUAAGAAUCUAUAUUGAAAUAAAAUAAUAAACCUAAAAUUCAAUAAAAAGAAACAAAAAAUUAAAAUAUUGUAGAAAUUAGUUCUAAAUUUUUUUCUAGAUUAAGAAAAACGUUAAUAAUUAAUAAAAUUAUUGGAAAAAAACCACAUAGUCUCUUCUAUAAUCCCAGAAGUCAUAUUGAAAUGAAAGAAUCUGGAUUUCUUUUUGAUAAUGAUUCUGAAAAAUAAAAUACUGAAGAACAAGAAUAAUAAGAAAAUUUUUAAACUAAAUAAUCAUAAAAUAUCAAAAGUUUUUUUUUUUUUUUUUUUUUAAAAAAAGUAUAUUUGUUUAAAAAGUCAAAGAGUAUUAAACUUCAGGAAUAGCUAAAAUAAAAUAAGCUUUUAAUAAAGGAAAAUUUACUGAAAAAUAAAAAACUUAAAGAAAUAGUAUUACUUCAUCAUCAGGACAUGGUUUAAAAAUAGUAACAAUAAGAUAUUAUAAAAAUAAAAAAAAUAAAAAAAAGAUUAAAGAUAUUAAUUAAUCAUCAAGUACAAGUGAAGAAGAACAGAUGUUUGAUGAUAUUCAAAAAAUUGAUUAAAAAUCAGAUGAUUCUUUAUUAAUUGAAAGAAAUUUGCUUUAAAAUCUCGAAAAAAAAGAAGUAAAAGAAUAAGAAAAUGCAGUAGGAUAAAGUGUAGGUUCAUCAAAUAGUAUAAAUACAUAAAAUGCAGUAAGAAUGUUAAGAUAAUCCCUAAAAAAUGUAAAUACACCUUUGA
Ichthyophthirius multifiliis is the source of this 2442-nucleotide messenger RNA. Its product is annotated as PAS domain S-box family protein. The record is from RefSeq and is a predicted model, not a curated record. Lineage: Eukaryota; Ciliophora; Oligohymenophorea; Hymenostomatida. The transcript has 5 exons.